UGCAGGGUUUGUAGGAGGGGCCAAAACGGUAAUCUCUUAUAUUGAAAACUCGAGCCGGUGGCUGGGAGAAUUUGUAUUUUAUCCUGAAUUUGAACAGUAGCUGCUGUAACCAUCCAUCCACCUCUUGCACCUGGCAAUACACCUGCCGUUACCGACAACACUUGCACGAGACCUCCGGGCUUCACUAACGCUGUAAAGAUGAAGAUUGAGAACAGCCUGCCCCGCCCCCAGCUCCCCGAGACCCCUCCCCAGACGGGCCUCCAGUUCACCGUAGCGACAGAAGAGGACUUUGAAGAGAUCAUGGCGAUGAGCCAGGACAUCUAUGGAGGGCUGGACUACCUGCCGACCCGCUACACCGCCUGGCUGUCCGAGUCCAACCGCACCGUCAUACUGGCCCGCAAGCAGGGCAAAGUGAUUGCCCUGGAGUCCGUGUGUGUGAUAGAUGACGGUGACACCAUGCUGGUGGAGGGGUUACGUGUGGCCCCGCAGGAGAGGGGGAAGGGCGUGGCAGGGGUGCUUCUGAGGUUCUGCUCACAGCUGGUCAAGUCCAAGUGGCCUGAGGUGAAGGUGACCAGGCUGACCCGCGACGACCAGCUGGGGCCCAAGGACUUUCAGAAGUACCGCCUCAUCACCAAACAGGGCAUCCUGCUAGUUCGCUUCAAUGCCGAAGACCUCAAGCUCCGGCUCUCCGAACUGGGGCUGCAUGUGACCCUCGCUCCCUCCUCUGAGGGUACCUCCCAGGGUUCUGACACCCCCCUGGUUCCCCCGGUCCUUCUGGACCUCAACGAGGCCCAUCAGAUGUUCCUCAACUCUGGCUUGAUGUCCAACGUACUCCCUAACGCUACCAUCGUCCAGGACUGGCAGCCGUUCAAGCCCCUACCCAGCAACAUGGCCAUUCUUCUGAAGAAGGACAUCGACUGGAUGGUGGACGACCGCGACGUCCCCGCCGUGGCCAGCCUCUGCACCCACCCCUUCCGGGUGCCUGGAGGUCCUUACCGAGUUGGUGACGACACGUACUACCUCAACAUCGACGUGUUCGGUAAGGACAUAGGCCUGGUGCUCCAGCAGUUCCUGAGUCACCUCCGGCGCCACACAGCCACCCUGAAGGGCUACGUCAUGUGUCAGAUGUUUCUGGAUCCCCCCAUGUGGAAACCCAUGGUCGAAUUCUGUCGCCAGACACUGAAGGUGGAGCUGGUUAAGGAAUACACAGAGCAGUGCGUGGUCGAGUCGGAUGUCAUGUAGCUGGCAGAAGAGGAAGGAGGAAGAGGAAGAGGAGAAACAAUAUGAAGGAAAAAACGGGAAAAGUGGACAAAUUCAGAAAAUGUUUCAGAGACCCAAUGAAUGAACAAACCACAUUCUCUUUAGAAAAUGAAAUGGGAAAGUUCCCAAAGAAACUUCGGAACGAUUAGCAGCAACCUCCCUAAGCAAGUCUAUAGUGAAACAACUUAGAAGCCGCAUUAGAUUUGCAAUAUAUUUGAUAUUAACACUACCGCUAACAAAAAUAUUUUUGGGAAAAAAGGCAGUUAUUCAAAAUACCUUUUGACAAAUUAGUUUCAAUUAAUUUCUCAGUCUUUUACCAUUCAGUCAUCGCAAAAAUCUAACUCUUAACAACAGGAGUAACUUCAUGCUAACGUUACUCCUUUAAUAAAAUAGAAAAUGCAAGCUAGUUUAUGGUAUGUUAUGCCGUUUAAUCCUUUUUUUUGUAAAUAUAAAGUAUAAAUAUGUACACAUUCUGAAUUGCAAAUAAGUCUGCACAACUCUUGAGGCACUUUAUUAAACCAUAUGAGCUGUUGUGCUAAAGUGCGAGUGAUGAAGUGAGGAAGAGAGGAGUUGGUUUACUUUUAGAGAUGACUGAAUUUAACUGAUUUAGAACGCAUCACUCCCAUCCAUAGUCAUGGUAGAAAUCCUUUUGGACUUAUUCUAUCUAACACCAAAUCCCCAAAUACUGUCGAACAAACAACAGCCCUUCAGUGAAUCUUACAGAGCAUUUGCACGCUUAUAAUUCACACUAAAUGGCUGAAAAUGAACAGCUAGAAACACACUUAGCUCAUAACAAUGAAACCUGGCCAGUUAUCUUUUAAAACAAUUUAGUUGUCUUCGUAGUUUUUUUUUAACAGUCACUCAGUUUUGUUUUUUUAAGCACUUAACCAUAUUGCUAAUUUAUAGCUACUUUUCCAAGCGUACUUGAAUGCGUCAGUAGUACGUAAAGAGGUAAUAUAUUAACAGCAGAAGCUUUCUGGAGGCUGUCGUAUAACAAUGUGCAAUCUAAGCUAACUCUAUAGUAGAUUGCUAACAAUGUGAGAAAAAGGUAGAUGUACUAUACUCAAACAAUUGAACUAAUAUAGUUGAGAUUGACUUAGCAUUAACAACAUUGUUCGGUAGCUAGAGACAUAUUUCAAUGGUAAACGUCGCCAUCACAAAUAUUAUCUGACAGCCUUUGUAAAGGUUCAAUUCUAGUCCCUCGUGGUUGUUGAAAACAUCAACAUAGAUACUACAGUCACGCUAAGACACUUCAUAUCCACUCUACGAAGCUGCGUAGCCACCCUAAGAAGCUUCAUAAGCUUUGGUACAUGGUAAGAGCUCAGCAAAGCAAAUGGGACACAGUUUACUCUCAAAGGCCUCAUAACCACUCUACAAAGCUUCAUAGCCACUCUACUAAGCUUUAUAAGCUUUUGGCUCUUUGCUCUUGAACGUUCCCUUUAAGAAGUGAUGCUUUUGACAUGACGUAGCACUGAACGAGCCUACAUUGCAACCCCCAAAUUGAGACUGAAGCCAUCUAAAACCACUACAGAAGAGAGACUGUCCAUUCUAUGGACUCUCCAACCUGCCCUCGUUGUAAAAGGGACCUUGUUGUAAGGGAUGAAUUGGACGGAGGAAGAGAAUAUCUUUUUUUAUUUGUUUGGUACACUGAACCUUGUCUGGACACCCCAUCUGUCAUCCUCCUGUCUUUCCAAGACGAAAGGUUAAACACACUCACACAUGAUGAACUGAAGGAUUGGACUGGAUCGAUAUCGGACGAUGGAUGGACAAGAUGCCUGGAGAAAGUGGAAUGAAGAAUGAAGCAAAUGUCAUAGCGGAUUCCAUAUUCGUCAAAGCAAAACAGAAACAACGAAACAAUGCUUUGUCAAGGCUGAUGAUGAUUUUCUCAGUUCUUUUGAGAAGCACUUUCUAUUUUUUUUCCACCCAUUGAAGAAGCAGAUCUGGACUGACCCCCCCUUUUUUGCUGCAGCUAGUCGUGAGGAAGAGGAAGAUGAAGAUUUUUAGCAACCCGAAUCCAGUGGUGAAGAGUAGUACACAAGCAAUCCCACAUAGAUGUAUUUUUUAACAAGAUUGGCAUUCACAUUCUAGCCCAUUUACAUCUACCCAAUGCAUACACUCCACCCCCACCCGUCUCUGCAUACACUCCCCA
Oncorhynchus gorbuscha (pink salmon) is the source of this 3409-nucleotide messenger RNA. It is a transcript of the gene nat16, whose product is annotated as N-acetyltransferase 16. Bases 199 to 1242 code for a protein of 347 amino acids. The transcript has 5 exons. Lineage: Eukaryota; Metazoa; Chordata; Actinopteri; Salmoniformes; Salmonidae. The record is from RefSeq and is a predicted model, not a curated record. Gene Ontology annotation, molecular function: acyltransferase activity, transferring groups other than amino-acyl groups.